AUGGCUUCGUUCAUCACCACCAUGUCGGUCCCCGCUCCCCCUGCUCCCGUCCACUUCUCUACUCCCUCCGAGUCGCUGUUGCGCUCGCCUCCUCCUCCUAAACCUUCCAUCCACGUCACCUCCAGCCCUUCCUCUUCCUCUUCCUCUCCUCGCUACCAGACUACCCGCACUUCCCGUGUCCCAGCCUUGGAGCCGCCUUCCUACCUGUCACCCGCUGUGCGCGCGCUCAAACAAGGAGUCUAUGGACUAACACCUCCUAGCAAUGCCCGGACACGAGCGCCGUUCAAACCCCGGUCUGCCGCCAAGGGGACCAGCAGCUACCAGCUGCGCCAGUUCGCCGAGGCCACUCUGGGGAGUGGGAGUCUCCGCAAGGCCGUGCAGCUGCCGGAAGGAGAAGAUCUGAACGAGUGGCUAGCUGUGAAUAUCGUCGACUUCUACAACCAGAUCAACUUGCUCUACGGCUCGAUAACGGAAUUCUGCUCCCCGCAAACAUGCCCGGAGAUGAAAGCCACCGACGAAUUCGAAUAUCUCUGGCAGGACUCCGAGAACUACAAGCGCCCGACCAAGAUGUCGGCCCCGGAGUACAUCGAGCACCUGAUGAGCUGGGUUCAAAGCAACGUCGACAACGAGCAGAUGUUCCCCAGCCGGAUUGGUGUUCCCUUCCCCAAGACCUUCCCCAGUCUCCUACGCCAGAUCUUCAAGCGGCUGUACCGUGUCUACGCCCAUAUCUACUGCCAUCACUACCCGGUCGUGGUGCAUCUGGGACUGGAGCCGCAUCUCAACACGAGCUUCAAGCAUUAUGUGCUUUUCAUCGAUGAGCAUCGGCUGGCGAGCGGGAAGGAUUUCUGGGGGCCGUUGGGGGAUCUAGUAGACAGCAUGUUGAAGAGCGAUUGA
Penicillium lagena is the source of this 894-nucleotide messenger RNA. RefSeq names its product Mob1/phocein family protein. NCBI's taxonomy places the organism in Eukaryota, Fungi, Ascomycota, Eurotiomycetes, Eurotiales, Aspergillaceae. The record is from RefSeq and is a predicted model, not a curated record. The transcript is spliced from 3 exons. Gene Ontology annotation, molecular function: protein kinase activator activity. The coding region runs from base 1 to 894 and encodes 297 amino acids. Gene Ontology annotation, cellular component: nucleus; cytoplasm. Gene Ontology annotation, biological process: signal transduction; cell division; positive regulation of protein phosphorylation.